Molecule: messenger RNA, 908 nt
Organism: Diorhabda carinulata
Lineage: Eukaryota; Metazoa; Arthropoda; Insecta; Coleoptera; Chrysomelidae
Product: trypsin-like
Exons: 2
Coding region: 65-826 (253 amino acids)
Biological process (GO): proteolysis
Molecular function (GO): serine-type endopeptidase activity
Source: RefSeq, a predicted model, not a curated record
UAAAAGAAAAAUAAAAAUUGAAAGAUAUUCCAGUUUCAUCACGGAGUUAUCUUCAAUAACAACCAUGUUUUUGGUACUAUUAACUGUUCUAACAGUAAAUACUGUGAUUGCUGAACAACCUCAGCGCGCCAAUCUCAUGAUUGUUGGUGGUGAAAGUACAAACAUAACUGACCACCCUUGGCAAGUUUCCUUUCAAUAUCGGUACCAACAUUUUUGCAGCGGUUUCUUGAUUUCGAGUAGAUGGGUGGUAACUGCAGCUCACUGCCUUACCGAAGGAUAUACGAAAAACAUAAACAUUCGAGCUGGUAGCGCUCUUAGUAAUUCGGGAGGACAAACUUCUUCAGUAUCAUCAUACAUAAUUCAUCCGGAUUUCGCCGAUGACGAAACAUAUGAUAACGAUAUUGCUUUAUUAUAUCUAGCUACUGCUAUAACUACAAGUACCGCUUCAGCUGCUACGCUUCCCGAGUCUGGCGAGGAAGUUGCAGACAAUGUUACUGUUAUACUUUCUGGUUGGGGACUUACAUCGGAAUCGGGAUCAGUUUCGACGCAGCUCCUAGAAGUUGAAGUACCUACUGUCAAUUCAGAAACGUGCAGGACUAUUUAUUCGUCAAUAAAUAACGUUACUGACAAUAUGUUUUGUGCUGGUUUAUUGGGAACCGGCGGCAAAGAUACGUGUACUGGUGAUUCUGGUGGACCAGUGGAAUUAGAUGGUACCAUUAUUGGAAUAGUUUCGUGGGGAACUGGAUGCGCACGAGCAGAAUAUCCAGGAGUCUAUACUAAAGUUUCGAAUUAUAUAGAUUGGAUAACAGAAAAUACUGGUGUAUAACAUGUAUCCAGUACAAAUUGUACUUUAUAAAUGAUUGUUACAGUUACGUCAAUAUUAAUGAAGAAUUAAAUCUUAAUGAAUA